Messenger RNA from Chenopodium quinoa (quinoa), 1165 nucleotides. RefSeq names its product electron transfer flavoprotein subunit beta, mitochondrial-like. The transcript has 5 exons. Gene Ontology annotation, cellular component: cytosol. Gene Ontology annotation, molecular function: electron transfer activity. Bases 152 to 910 code for a protein of 252 amino acids. The record is from RefSeq and is a predicted model, not a curated record. Lineage: Eukaryota; Viridiplantae; Streptophyta; Magnoliopsida; Caryophyllales; Amaranthaceae.
CCUUAUGACUAAGACUAACCUCCAUCUAGUCAUCUAUUUUCCCACUUUUCUACAACACUUCAAAAAUUAAAACACUUCUCUUUAUUUCAUCUUUCCCGCAAAUCAUAGGUUUCGAAACCCUAGAAAUUCAACUCUAAUCAAUUUUCAGAAGAUGAAGAUUAUGGUUGCAAUCAAGCGAGUCGUCGAUUACGCCGUCAAAAUCCGAGUUAAACCUGAUAAGAGUGGGGUGGAGACAAAGAAUGUGAAAAUGUCGAUGAAUCCGUUUUGUGAGAUAGCGUUGGAAGAGGCGCUUCGAAUAAAGGAGGCUGGUUUGGCGUCAGAGGUGGUGGCAGUGAGCAUGGGAUCAGCGCAGUGCGUCGAUACAUUACGUACGAGCUUAGCAAUGGGAGCUGAUCGAGCCAUACACGUCAAAUCAGUAUCGGAUCGUUUGUACCCUUUGAAUGUUGCCAAGUUGCUUAAGGCUCUUAUUGAUGUUGAGAAGCCAGGGCUUUUAAUUCUUGGCAAACAGGCUAUCGAUGAUGACUGUAACCAAACUGGACAGAUGGUGGCAGGACUACUUAAGUGGCCCCAAGGGACGUUCGCUUCAAAGGUUGUGCUGGACAAGGAGAAACAAACAGCAACAGUAGACCGAGAGGUGGAUGGUGGUAUUGAGACACUAUCUUUGGACUUACCAGCCGUCAUUACUACCGAUUUAAGAUUGAAUCAGCCCAGAUAUGCGACACUUCCCAAUAUAAUGAAGGCAAAAUCAAAGCCAAUAAAGAAAGUGACUCCUGAGGAGCUGAAUGUCCAAAUAAGAUCUGAUUUGGAUGUGGUCGAAGUAUCUGAACCUCCAAAGAGGAAAGCAGGGGUCAUUUUGUCUUCAGUGGAUGAGCUGAUCGACGAGCUUAAAAAUGAAGCCCAUGUCAUUUGAUUACCAUUUCGACAUAUAUAUUGUUCUGAUUCCCCAAGUUGUACAUGUUCCCUGGGAUUGAAUUUUCCAGUUGAAGCAGAGAAUAUAUGUGCAGAAUCACUCCCAUCCUGUAUGUAUGUCUUCUAUCAUAUUGGCCUUUGAUAGUUUUAUGAUCAUAGUCAUUGAAAGAACUGAAUCUAGUUAAGCAGCAGUAUUUUGUUAGACCUUGAAAGAUGGAAGUUGGUAUACAACAAAGUAUUGAGUUUAUGUGGAAAA